This is a messenger RNA of Dermatophagoides pteronyssinus (European house dust mite), 661 nucleotides long. RefSeq names its product mitochondrial ribosomal protein L13 (gene mRpL13). Gene Ontology annotation, cellular component: ribosome; mitochondrial large ribosomal subunit. The record is from RefSeq and is a predicted model, not a curated record. Gene Ontology annotation, biological process: translation; negative regulation of translation. NCBI's taxonomy places the organism in Eukaryota, Metazoa, Arthropoda, Arachnida, Sarcoptiformes, Pyroglyphidae. Gene Ontology annotation, molecular function: mRNA binding; structural constituent of ribosome.
UGUAACAGUGAAAACAGUGGUUGAAAAUGCCUGUCCACAUGCAGAUGAUGAUUUGAAAUUCAACUUGGAAAUAAUUUUUUUCCAGCCAAAAAAUAUGACCAAUUUAAGUCCCUAUAAACGUGUUCAACAAUGGAUGGUAUUCGCCAGGCAAUGGUGGCUAUUCGAUGCUAAACAACAAGAUGUAUUCGAUUCGGCACAAAUGAUAGCCCGAUAUUUGCAUGGCCGUCAUAAACCAAUCUAUGAUACUGAACAAGAUUGUGGUGAUCAUGUGGUUGUUAUGAAUGCUGCCCAUGUUUCAAUGCCAUUCGAUGAAUGGCGUUAUCGUUAUUAUUUUCAUCAUUCACAUUAUGCACGGGGCAAAAAAUGGACACAAGCAUAUGAAUUACACGCAAAAGAUGCAAAUCUAGUUAUUUAUAAAGCAAUCUAUAAAGCAUGUGGCAAUAUUGGUUUAAAACGACAGGAUCUCAUUGCACGAUUGCAUAUUUAUCCGGAUGACAAUGUGCCUGAUCAUAUAAUGGCUAAUAUAUCCGAUCAUAUUCGACAAUUACGUCCAGUACAUAAAUCUAUUGGCGAAUAUUCACCUGAAGAAAUUCAAAAUUACCCAAAAUUAUUUGAUUACUCAGAUGAUUAUACAAAAAAAUGAUUCAUUUAUUACAUUAUU